GUGGGCUGGCAAUUCUUUAACAUGGCUGUUGUCUGCAAAGAGAGGAGGACUUUAUCUCUCGCAAUGAAAUAGUCCGGCUUUUGCGGAAUUGUAGCGAAGCUCCCCCCCACUCGUCUCCCUGUUUAGCCGCUUUGACGCCAGCCCUGACAUGGCGCAGUGUGUCCAGUCCGUCCAAGAGUUCGUCCAGGACUCGUUCGUCCCGAUGGUGGCCGUCCUGUGUAGCGACGAAGCGGAGAGAGUGACUCGCAAGAACAAUCUGACUUUCGCCGAGCUGCUGCGGCCUUUCUGCAGACUCACGUCCGAAGGGCACAUCCGGGAUCCCAACAACCAGGUGCAGGUCGUGAAGAACCUUCGCAUCUGUGUUAACAAUCUGGCAACAAGCCCAAAUGCGGCAUCUGCAGCACUUAGUCCCACCCAGCGACGGCUGCUCAAUGAGGUGGUGUUAGCCUGUCAACCACAAGAGGGCUCUGUCACCAAUGCCAUCACAGCAGGAGACUACAACCUCAACUUCAACGAUCACUUUUUUAAAGCUAGCAUGCCAUGGUACAGUGCCUGGAGAGAGACACUGUUGGAGGUCAGCAUGAACGAGCAGUGCACAGCGACCACACCCUGGUUUGAAACCUACAGAGAGAACUUCCUCCAGUCCAUGCCUGCUUCUGACCACGAGUUCCUCAAUCACUACCUCGCCUGUUUGCUGGUGGUCUCCUCCACUGAGGCCGUUCCUAUGGAGCAGUUCUUGAAACUUUCCAACGAGCAGCACAGGGUUCAGCACAGCGGAGAAUGCACAAAUCCCAAGUGGUUCAUCCCCAACACGCUCAAGUACUACGUCCUCCUGCACGACACGAGCGAGGGCGACGAACAGAAGGCAGACACGGUGUAUGAAGACAUGAAACAGAGAUACGGUUCUCAGGGCUGCUACCUGCUGAAGAUGAACUCUCGCACCAUCUCCAGUGAAGAAGACGAGCAGAUUCCAGACCCCUGGAGUCAGUACCUGCACAGGAAUAACCUGCACAGCCAGGAUACACUCGACGACACGACUGUGAACAGUGCCACAGUAGAGAACAGUAUUAACACAGCUGAAGUGGACGGCCAGGACUCGACAGAGAAAGCAGACCCAGUGUCCAACAACCUGGACAGCCAUCCUCUGCAGCUGGACAGUGGCAGCAGCUCUGGCAGUCUUCAGACCCUCAGUGCAACAGGAAACACUGCCUCAAAGAAAAGUAGCAGAGAUCCAGAGAGUGCGGUGGGAGGAGCAGGAAGCCACGGGGCGAGUCUGACCCUGAACGACCACGACCGCAUCAGGCAGUUCAUCCAAGAGUUUACCUCCAGAGGCCUCCUGCCGCACAUCGAGAAGAGCAUCAGGCAGCUCAACGACCAGCUGGUCUCCAGGAAAGGUCUGAGUCGCUCUCUCUUCACUGCCACCAAGAAGUGGUUUGGGGGAGGCAAAGUUCCAGAGAAGAGUGUCAGUGAACCAAAGAGCACGUGUGGCCUUCUGUAUCCUCCAGAAGCUCCAGAGCUGCAGAUCAGGAAGAUGGCCGACCUGUGCUUCCUUGUGCAGCACUAUGAACUGGCCUACAGCUGUUACCACACGGCAAAGAAAGACUUCCUGUCUGACCAGGCCAUGCUGUAUGCUGCAGGAGCACUGGAAAUGGCCGCAGUGUCAGCUUUUCUUCAGGCCGGAGCUCCUCGACCGUAUCCUGCUCACUACAUGGACACGGCGAUACAGACGUACAGAGAUGUCUGCAAGAACAUGGUGCUGGCUGAGAGAUGUGCUUUACUCAGCGCUGAGAUUCUGAAGAGUCAGGGAAAAUACUCUGAUGCUGCCACGCUCCUCAUUAAGAUGACCAGUGAGGACUCAGACCUGCGCAGCGCUCUGAUGUUGGAGCAGGCCGCUCACUGCUUCAUUAACAUGAGGAACCCCAUGGUACGCAAGUUUGCCUUCCACAUGAUCCUGGCCGGUCAUCGUUUCAGCAAAGCAGGACAGCGGAGACAUGCCCUGCGCUGUUACUGCCAGGCCAUGCAGGUGUACAAGGAGAGGGGCUGGUCUCUGGCCGAGGACCACAUCAACUUCACCAUCGGCCGACAGUCCUUCACACUCCGCCAACAGGAGAACGCCGUCACGGCCUUCAGACAGAUCCUGACCAACGACAGCAGACAGACAGCCACGCAGCAGGCCGCCUUCCUCAGAGAGUAUCUCUACGUAUAUAAGAGUGUGAUAGGAGGAAAUGCAGUGAGCCUCCCACAGCUGCCUCUGCCCUGCAUCCACAGCUCAGCCACCAGAGUUUAUUUUGGACAUGAACGCCGCCUUGCUGAAGGGGAGAAACAAGCAGCCACUCAUGUGUCCUUGGACCAGGAGUACGACCAGGACUUGGCCGUCAUGUGGUGCAACCUUGAGGAGCAGCUCGUGGCUGCGGCGAACAGAGGGAUCGUCCCGAGCAACUUCCAGCCCACCCAGUGCUGCCUGAACAGCCAGACGGACAACCAGCGCCACCCACUGGCCGUGGUGGAGGAACCAGUCAUAGUGGAGGUGACGUUCAGGAACCCUCUGAAGGUUCCUCUGGCUCUGUCUAACCUGUCUCUGGUCUGGAGGUUCACCGCAGGUGAUUCGUCUCUUUCUAAAGAGGAGGCGACGGCGACCGAGGAGACACCAGGAGAGACCGUCACUAACGAGGAGACGCUGGCUCUGGAGGGGACGCAGAAAGAAGACGACAUCGUCACCACGGAGACCAUCAUUGACUUUCACUUGACUCCUGAGGAGACCAAAGUGGCCCGCCUCAGACUGCUGCCACACAGAACUGGACAGCUGAACAUCGUGGGUGUGGUGUAUAACCUGGCUGAAGCCUCUUCUGGAGAGAUCGCUCCCAGCGCUGGUGACGGCCAGAAGACGGGGGAUCUGAUUGUGGUUCGUGGAAGACAGGACCUGAAGAUCCAGGGUCCACGACUCAACCUGACCAAAGAGGACAAGAUGUCGGUCCGACACGGUCCCGAUCGACGUCUGGAUCCCAUCAUUACAACGUCUAUGCCCCUGAUGGAGGUGUUUUUCCUGCAGUUUCCCACCGCUCUGCUGUGUGGUGAGAUCAGAAAGGCUUAUGUAGAAUUCUGUAACGUCAGUGCUGUUGCUCUGACCGGUCUGCGGGUGGCAUCCACGCACCCUCAGUUCUUCACCUUCGGCAGCCAAGCCACAACACCGCUGACGCCACUCAGCCCGACCUCGGCCGAGAACUGCUCGCCGUAUAAAACGCUGGCCGCGGCGUCACAGCCGGGCGCUGUGGCAACGGAGAUGCUGGUUUCGGCCGAACAUUUCCAGCAGCUCUCCAGUGUGAUGGACAUCCCAGUAGAGGGCGACACUCUGCAGCCGGGGGAGUCCGUCCAGCUGCCGCUGUGGCUCCGAGGACCCGACCAGGAGGGGGUGCAUGAAAUCAACUUCCUCUUCUACUACGAGAACACGGAGAAAGGAAACAAAAUCAGUCACCGGGUGAUCCGUCACACAGCGUUCAUCUGCGCCAGUCGCUCUCUGAGCGUGCAGGCGUCGGCCUCCCGCAGCAGUGACCCUCCACAUCACAGCACCGAGGACAAAGGCAGCGGAGGAACGCUGGUCUUCAUCGACGUGGAGAACAUCAACACUAGUGAAUCUGGCGUGCGUGAGUUCCACAUCGUCCAGGUUUCCAGCAGCAGCAAACACUGGUGCCUCCACAAGUGCAUCAACCCAGCCAGAGACAAAGACUGUAAACUCACCAGCAGAGAGCGAGCCAAACUCUGCUUCAAGGCAAAACGAUGUAAACCACAAGUGACCUCGGAUACCGUGGGGAAAUAUACAUUUGCAGACCUGAAUCUGGGGAGCGAACGGAUCAUCAGCUCGUCCACGCCCUGUGGUGAUUUCUUCUUCCGCUGUUGUCGGACCUCAGGGUCUCCGUCUCAGCGAGGGGACGUGUCCUCGUCCAGGACGACGUCCAGCAGCAAGAAUCAGGGCCUGACUUCGUCCUCUGAGGACAUCGGCAACGUUGUCAGGAAGUGUAACGAGCUGGACCUCAACAUCAUCGUCAUCUGGAAGGCUUAUGUGGUUGAAGACAAUAAACAGCUGAUUCUAGAAGGUCAGCUUCACGUGGCUCUGCAGACCAUCGGCAAAGAGGCCACUUCACUGACGCCCAAAGAGGAAGCUCAGGAGAUGGUGCUCCUCAAGUUUAAAUCCGAGCUUCCUCUUCCAUUGGCUCCUCCAUCUGCAGAACUGUCCCAACUCAUCAAGACCAACUUGCACUACCCCGAGACAUACACACACCCAUUUGUCCAGGACAGUCUGUGUUUAGUGCCGGUGACUCUGUCUCUGUCCAACUGCUCCAUGGCUCAGGUGGACGUCCUCAUUGACUUACGGCACAAAAGCUCCAGUCCAGACAGCGUGGACGUCCACAACUCAUUCACGUGGGUCGGUCAGAGUCAGUACAAACUGCAGCUGAAGCCUCGGCAGCUCCUGUGUCUCACACUCAGAGCCUGUUUCCUGCACGCUGGGGUCUACAACCUCAACACGCCGCGAGUGCUCGCCAAACCCGCCGCGCAGACAGCGCUGAGCGAGACGAGUCAGCAGACGAGUGGCCCCGCCCUCAUCAUCAUCAACAACAACAACGACAACGAGGCUGCCUGAGGACAGGCUGACGAGACGCAACGCCGCAGACAGCGAGGACACUGUGGACGUCCACGCUGUCCAGCAGCUGCUCUGCACACGAGCCAGGAAACAGGAAGCAGACGCUGUGAAAGGAUGAGUGGGCAGACGAUGAAUGAGUUAAUUUAAAAGUGGAGUUCAUGAAGAGCUGAUGUUGCAGCUGAGGAGACGGACACUUUCUAUCAACCUCAUCAGUCAGGGUCUGUGCACAUGUCCCCAUCAUCAUCAUCGUUUAACCUCUGACACUCCACGUACUGUCUCCACCCGCCCACCAUGUCUCCUCCCACACACCAGCAUUUCAAAUGCACCUUCCCUCCUGGACAGAGUUGAGUAAGGACACAAGCUGCUGCUUUGUCUUUGAACACGGUCGACGUGUGCAUGUGUCACAUUACACCACUAGAGGGCUCUCACAUCACGGUGUGGUUAAGACUCUUUUUAAAGGUGCAGUGUGUGAUUCUAUUUGGCAGAAAUUCAAGAUAAAAAAAGUAUUUUAAAGUGAGAGUUCUCAGAAUCUGAGAAAAAAGAAGCCUGAAUUUAGGAUUGAAAGAUUCAUCUCUAUAAGUGAAUGCUACAUAGCUUCUCCUGACACAACAUCCACUAAAAUAUUCCUUAACUUAACUCCUCAAAGUUCCUUAUAGCAAUGUUGAACUUAAACGCUUAAACGCUAAAAUUUGACACACUGCACCUUUAACCUAACACUGUGUGAUGUUUGUGUUGAGACGGAGCAGCAGUUUUCAUCUUUAUUCUUUUUUCUUUUUUUUUUUAGCCUUUAUCUUCUCUACAUUCAUGUUCUCAUAUGUCCGCCCGCUCGGCACAGGCCCCUCCCACUACGUCUUUAACCAUGUUGUUAUUAAAGCGCUUGUUUAUUAUGCAUCGACGCAACAGCUUUUCUGAAAUUAAUGUAAUAUAUUUAUAUAACAAAGUGGAUGUAAAUAGUAAAUAAAUAAAAGUGUAACUAAUAAAGACACAGUAAGUGAG
Messenger RNA from Solea senegalensis (Senegalese sole), 5632 nucleotides. RefSeq names its product trafficking protein particle complex subunit 8 (gene trappc8). NCBI's taxonomy places the organism in Eukaryota, Metazoa, Chordata, Actinopteri, Pleuronectiformes, Soleidae. Gene Ontology annotation, cellular component: cytoplasmic vesicle; TRAPPIII protein complex; phagophore assembly site. Gene Ontology annotation, biological process: protein localization to phagophore assembly site; endoplasmic reticulum to Golgi vesicle-mediated transport. Bases 149 to 4636 code for a protein of 1495 amino acids. The transcript is spliced from 30 exons. Gene Ontology annotation, molecular function: protein binding. The record is from RefSeq and is a predicted model, not a curated record.